CGCCCCUCCUCCCCACGAUUGAUGCCAGCCAUGUGUUACUCUUUGAACCUGACAUCAACAACAUAUUGACAGUCUGCAUUUUAUCGCCAACUCAACGCCUGCAUCGGCCGGACGCCAGACCAUUGCAAUCAUGGCUGCGAGGAGCGUUUCGAUGCUCAAGUUUGUCGGCACCGUGUCGCUCGGUGUCCUGACAGGCCUCUCCUACACACUCACCUCACUCACGAUCCCCGCCCUCCUGACCCUCCCCUCAGCCGGCACGGCGGCACGGGCCUUCGACAUCCUGACCACCACAGCGGCGCGCCACGCCCGCUCGCUCGCCGCCGUAUCCUCCUCCGCCUUCAUGCUCGCCUACUGCCUCUCCCCCCGCCCACUCCGCCACCCCUACCUGCUCUACGUGUCGACCCUCGUGCUCGGCUCGCACUUUGCCGGCACCGAGCUGCUCGCGCCCUACCUGCUCGCGCUCGGCCCGGCCCGCCCGGCGUCGUCCGCUGCCGCCACGCCCGCGGCCGCGGCCCGGGACCGGCAGAGGGAGAGGCAGAGGCGGGAGAGGGAGCAGCGCGCGGCCGCCCGCGCGCGCAUGGAGGCCAGCUACGAGCUGCUCGGCACCGCCGGGUCGGACGCCCACAGCGAGGCCAGCGAGGAGCUGGAGGCUGAGGAGGCCGCCGAUGUGAACGGCGAGCAGGUCCGCGCGGAUGUCGAGGUCUUCCUCAAGAAGCAGAUUGUGCAGAGCGCGCUCUCCGGGCUGGGGUUCCUCCUCUCCGUGGUGGGUAUCUGGGGUGAUGGGGUCGCUCCCGUCUACGGGCAGGCAGUGCUUAUCGAGGUUUAGGGGACGAGUGGUAGUGGUUGGUUGAGGAUGGAUGGAUGCGGGUACAUUUGAUCGGAUCUGAGAUUGCGUUGCUGGUGACGGUUCGGGUGUUGCGGAGCUUAUAUUAUUUCGUGCGAGAGACAUCUUCUCCUCUCUGGGUCUUGCUCAAAACUUUGCAUUACUUGCUGCUUUCUUUAAGAGACUGUAUCUACGACCAAAUGGGAAGCGAUACUAUGGUUUAGGCCAGUGUCCCCAGAGCAAUUGUAGCUGAUGAAGCGUGCGUUUCUGGUUUUUGCCCUGAAGACACAUAGAAGAUAAGGCCAACCUUUUUGUCACCACCUCGUCGCUC
Messenger RNA from Chaetomium fimeti, 1154 nucleotides. RefSeq lists its product as uncharacterized. Gene Ontology annotation, cellular component: mitochondrion. Bases 131 to 826 code for a protein of 231 amino acids. The transcript is spliced from 2 exons. Gene Ontology annotation, biological process: autophagy of mitochondrion. NCBI's taxonomy places the organism in Eukaryota, Fungi, Ascomycota, Sordariomycetes, Sordariales, Chaetomiaceae. The record is from RefSeq and is a predicted model, not a curated record.